Messenger RNA from Neodiprion fabricii, 1583 nucleotides. Its product is annotated as venom acid phosphatase Acph-1-like. Gene Ontology annotation, molecular function: phosphatase activity. Lineage: Eukaryota; Metazoa; Arthropoda; Insecta; Hymenoptera; Diprionidae. The record is from RefSeq and is a predicted model, not a curated record. Gene Ontology annotation, biological process: dephosphorylation. The coding region runs from base 206 to 1426 and encodes 406 amino acids. The transcript is spliced from 6 exons.
UGGUCGAAGCUAACCGAAGCCGACGCCGAGGCCGAAGCCAAAGCCAAAGCCGAAGCUUCGGUUGGUCCUUACUUAUGGUAGACACAUUCAUGCAGGUUUAUGGUAUUUGGAAGACUUGAAAAACGAGUAAGCAAUUGUUUAGACAAGAGUAGAAAUCUCUACCACUCAUCCUAACCGCAUAAUAUAUUCGAAUAAACGAAAAGUGAUGCCUGCUUCAUCGAGUAACCAGUGCAGUCGGAGGACUCUUCUUCUCUUUAUGAUAAUCAUCGUAGACUUCAACAAUGCUGAAUAUAACAAAUUGAAAAUGGUCAACGUUAUCUUCAGACAUGGUGAAAGGUUGCCGACUGCAAAUGAAUACUACAUAGCGUUUCCGAAUACUUCUCACAUCAACGUGACAUAUUCCCAGGAAGGCCUGGGCAGUCUGACUAACACUGGAAAGCUGAACAUGUACAAUCUCGGUGUCUUCUUACGUCAAAGGUACAACAACUUUUUAGGCGAUUAUUACAAUAUUAACAUGACAAGGAUUCGAUCCACGGAGUCUUACAGAACCUUUUUGUCUGCUCAACUGGUGAAUGCUGGUCUAUGGCCACCGGCCGUAAUCCAACAGUGGAAAAAGGAUCUCCUUUGGAUUCCAGUUCCCUACGAAUACGUAAAGGUUGAUGAAGACGCUCUGAUGUUACCGUACCUCUGUCGCCGGUACAAGGAUGAGUACAAGAAGGUAUUGCAAAGUGAAGAGGUCCGAAAACUCGUGGAACCUCAUCUAGAGUUCUUUGCGUAUCUCAGCCGGUACAGUGGAGUCAACGUUACGACGCCGCAGCAAGUUUUUUUUCUUUAUCACAUGCUAAAAGCUCAGACAAGUUUGAACUUAACGCUUCCUUCAUGGAGUACAAGCUACUUCCCGGACGGUCAAAUGCGCGAUGUAGUUAUUCUAGCGUACGAUAUCAUGAACUGGGGAGAUCGUAUAAAGAAGAUAUACGGUGGACCUCUUCUUCGCGAAAUUUUGCAGAGCUGUAAAUCUUCCAUGAAGGGGGCAUCGAUUCCAAAAAUGAAGUUGUACAGCGGCCAUGAGAGCAAUAUCGUUAGCAUCCUUAACACUCUCGGCCUCUGGAAUCGUCAGAUCCCUGACUACAGCUCCGCUGUAAUAUUCGAACUCUACUUGAACAAUUCAUCCAACGAAUUUGGCAUUCAAAUUCUCUACUACCGUGGCACAAGUGAUGAAAUUGUUCCACUCACUCUAACAGGGUGCACGCAAAUUUGUCCAAUCAACAAUUUCACCAGUUUAUUAUCCAACGUGAUGCCGGGUGAUCUUGAGGAAGUUUGUCAAAUGAACUUGCAGACUGAAGACAGUAAAAACUUAUCCGAAUCACUGCACACCACUUCUUCAAUCGCUUUGCUGAUAAUAUGCAUUCUACUCAAGCCGAUCUGAAGUAGAUGCCAAUUGAAACACUUCUUGUGAUAGAGAACACGAAGAACUGAUGAUUCUUCUUGAAAUAACUAACUGAAAUAUACUUAUCGAGCAAAAAUCCCUCCGAUAAUGACAAGUCAAGAUAAUAAAUUCCGCAAAAGGACUGACUUUCAGAAAA